AUGGAGUCAACAGCAAAGCGAAAAUGUCGAACCGCAACUGUGGAGCCUAAAUGGUAAAUACGAUUUUUGAUGUCACUUCACGUUUUUUGACAACUUUCGUUAAAAUUUUUGUUAUUUUAGGGGUAAACGACCAAAAAACUCUGAAAUUGCCGAAUCCACGCCGGAAAAGACACAGAUAAAUGGCAAGAAGUCGAGGAGAAUAGGUAAAAUACGUUUCUUCCUCUUUUGUUCGCUUUUAGGGGUUUCGACAUUUUUUAUUAAGGUUUAGACCUUAUUUUAGAUGAUUCGGUCAGUUUUUUCUAAUUUUAGGUAACCGCUCCAUUUACCUCUCCUUUUUCGAAUCCGGCAUCUGCACCUUGUGUGGGAGGGAAGUCAAAUCACUUACCGCUUCCAUGGCGCAGCGCCAUCUCCGCCGAAACCACGCCUCCGCGCUGGCCGAGCCCCAAAAAACACCCGGCUUCGAUUUGGCCACAUUUUUAGAGACUCUGCAGUCCGAGGAGAUUGCAUCAGACUUGGAGGAGAGUGAGCGUCUGCCGGCUUCGUCCCCUUCUUCAGUCUCUCCGCCCGUCCCCGAGCCUCUUUUUAUCGCUCUCCGUUCCCUUUCGAGGCAGUUGGACUUGGGUCAAGAGAACGGGGAAAAACAAGAAAUUAUGAGUGGAAUUGAUGAACGAAAUGAGGAUGUUAAGGUAAGUAGAUGACUUAUGGAUGGUUAGAAUGUAAAAUACGUUACUAAAAUAUAGGUCUAUUUAAUGGAAAAAUAUAAAUAUUGUUUAACAUCUAAUUUUCCUUAAAAUAAUAUUAUUUUUAUCCCCAAAGGCUUUCAAGAUUUUUAAAACGCAUUUUAAAUUGUAUAAAAAGCAAUGUACUCCCAAUAUCCUUCAAUUUUUAGGCCGGGCGAUCGCUAGUUGUCGAGUUGAUGAACAAGUUUUACGAUCUUGGAUGGGUCUUUGGCUCCGGAGGCGCGAUGUGUCUGAGAAAUAGCCCUGAAGACAUAAUUUUUGUCACCCCAUCCGCAGUUCAGAAGGACAGACUUGGAGAAGAGGAUAUUGGAGUUGUGAGUCCGGAAGGAGAAGUUCUGUUAGCACCGGCAUCUCCAAAUGUGAUCUCUUCUUGCUUCAAGUUGUUUUCAACGAUAUUUUUGACUCAUGGUAAGGUAGAAUAGGGUUUAUUUGAGGCAAAGAAAGGAUUGAUUUACUUUUGAAAAAAUUUAUAGUCAUCUGGAUUUAUUUUGGAGGGAAAUUAUUAUAGGUAGUUUUAUAUUAUUUUAGUCAUCAUCUGGGUAAGUUAUAAUUUUUGGAUGGAUUUUUGAUAUGCAGAGUGCGGUCCUAAUCAAUUUCUCUCACUCAAAAUAUUACUUUAGAGACCCAUCACACCCGCAAUUACCUGAAUUCCGUGAUCCAUAGCCAUUCCGUGGAAUCAAAUCUCAUCUCCUCAUUUCCAACUGAACGUCCAUAUACGGCUGUGAGAUUUGAUACCGAGGAAAUGCUGAAAGGAAUCAUCAAUCGACAGACUGGACGGCCUUACACUAACACGGAGGAAUGCGUUAUUCCAAUUAUUGAAAAUGCUCCAAGUGAGGGAGCUCCGGAGGUAAGGAAGUGGGGGAUUUGGGUGGUGUAAGAUGUAUAGGGAGGCUGUAAAUAUUUGGAAGGCAUUAUAAAAGCUUUUUUAGAUAAAAAAUUUGCAUAAUUUUAUGAUUUUGUCAAAAAUUUGCAUAAAAAAUUGCCAAUUUUUUUGUAAAAUACGUCCAUUAAAGUGAGUGCUUUUUAGUUUUCAAUUCGAAUCCGUGAAGCCAUGACUGCCUAUCCAGAAUGCAGCGCCGUUCUCGUCAGAAAUCAUGGAGCUUUUUAUUUUGGAAGGGAUUGGAAGGAAACCAAAAUUAUGGCCGAGAUCUUCGAAUAUCUGUUCAAAUUGAGCCUAGAGAAAAUCAAAUUUGCACCUCAUCUGAAGAAUUCUAUUUUUGUCAACUAA
Messenger RNA from Bursaphelenchus xylophilus (pine wood nematode), 1968 nucleotides. NCBI's taxonomy places the organism in Eukaryota, Metazoa, Nematoda, Chromadorea, Rhabditida, Aphelenchoididae. The record is from the annotation of a GenBank genome assembly.